Molecule: messenger RNA, 3360 nt
Organism: Anopheles arabiensis
Lineage: Eukaryota; Metazoa; Arthropoda; Insecta; Diptera; Culicidae
Product: leucine-rich repeat-containing protein 1
Exons: 3
Coding region: 260-1366 (368 amino acids)
Molecular function (GO): protein binding
Source: RefSeq, a predicted model, not a curated record
GGUUUUGUUUUGAUGUAAUUGUGUUUUUAAUUUUUCCCUUUUCGUUAUUUUUAAAAAUUUGGCGCAUGUGCUAAGCGCCCCCACGGACGCGAUCUUAUGGCCAGUCUAUUCUACUCUACCGCGAAGCAAAGUCGACCGUCAACAGCGAAGAAGGAGCAGACCGAUCGUUACGUGUGCUGUGUUUGUUUGUUGGACCAAAGUAGUGAACAUUCCACAAUCGUUUGAUUUGUUGCAACACAAAAUUUAUUAAGUAAAACCAAUGGAAGGCGAUUUCAGAAGCAUUAUGCACCUAAGCUAUCGCGAUUAUCGCUCCAUCCCGGAGGGUUUGCGCGGCCAGGGCAGUGAGGAGAUUUCCGAAAUUUAUCUGAAAGAAAAUCUUAUCCACACCCUGCCCGAUUGGUUCUUUGUGGAGAUGUGCCAUUUGCGGUUUCUGUGCCUCGCGGGCAAUAUGAUCGAAUCGCUGCCGAACCAGAUCGGCCGCUUCGAGUGUCUGGAAACGCUCGAUCUGUCGGAGAAUUCCCUUCACCGGUUGCCGCACACGGUGGGACGGUUGAAGCAGUUAACCAAGCUGCUGCUGAACGGAAACUAUCUUCAUCAACUGCCCGCUGAACUAGGCCAACUACGCAAGCUGGAGGUGCUGGAAAUUCGCAAAAACCGUCUCACAAACAUUCCCAUCCAGCUGUCACAGUGCGUCGCGCUGGAAGAUCUCCUGAUGGACGACAAUCCCGGGCUGGUGUCCGUACCGACGCGGCUCUUCAAUCUGCCCCGGUUGACGUACGUGUCCGCGGAACGUUGCAACUUGUUUCAGCUCCCAUUCUACACCAACACAACCACACUCGCAUUUGCACUGCUGUUCAGCAACAACCGCAGCCUAACGCACUGUCCACUGGCACUGGAGCGCUUCGCGCCGCCCGAUUACGAUGCGCUCGAGGACAAGGUGAAGCGAAUCAGAAACCCUUCCUGCUAUCGACAGCUCGUUUGUAAAGCGGUUCCGUAUCUGUUGAACUUUCCGUCGGAGUUGGCGUAUGUGAGUGACCGUAAAAAGGUGGGAACUGCUCCAAACUCUUUGCUAGCGACAGCGUUGCGCGUGGUUUCCCGGUGUCGAGUACGGUUGGACGUUUUGGAGCGGCUUGGUUUGCCACAGUGCCUUACCAUCCGUUUGCUUCAAGGACCGGUAGCCUACUGUGCCAGUGUACCAUGUGAGAAGGAAAUUUUCAUCGAAGCAGUCGUCGCGCUGGUUAAGAGGAAGGAAUAUGCGCGAAAUUUUGUACUUAGUGUCUUGUUCUGCUCGAAGCUUUGCGCGGACCGUUGGUUCCAGUACAACUGUGACACGUACGAGGAGCUGUCGUGGGAAAUUCCCGUCUAAAGCGUCGUCAUACUGCCAUCAAUACAGCCUUACAGCCGAGACUACGAUACAGAGAAUUGGAGAAGCGUGAAAGUGGUUUAGUUAGAUAGAUUCGAUUUCACACCCGGCCAUCAGACCUCAUUCGGCAACACACCCACACACUUACCUCACUGUGGAUCGCAAUCACACCGUCCUCCGCGUUGGCUCGGAUAGAAAUCGAGGCGAACCCGUUCGGCUCUACAAUCACCUGCAGCCCGGUGCACGUUUCACCCUCGCGAGCACCCGAAAUCACAUCACAGUAGAUACCGGCCGGCAGCCCCGUCUGCAAGAUCACGUUCAUGUCGAACGGUUCGUUGUUGAACGCCACAAAGCCAACGUUGCCGCGGGCAAACGCGAUCUGAUUGUUGCCAUUGUCCCACCAGUGCUGCAGCGGCGUACCCCAGGCAAGGUUGCGGAAGUGGAUCAUGCUGUACAUCUGGCGCCACCGGUGCUCGCACACCCAGCCGCCGCCGCACGUCUUGUCCGGAUUGAUGAUGGGCGACAGCAGGUUGCCCUGCGCAUCGGACGGCGGACCCUGGUCAAAGUCGGUGAACGCGAACGAGCUCAUGAUGCGCAGCUGGCCGUACGGAUACGCGGCCGCAAAUGCAGUGGCCAUCUUGUACGGUUUGGGCUGUUUGUACGUGAGAAUACCAUAGUCACCGCGCUGGUUGUCGUGAUUGUCCACGAACACGAACGCUUCGCGGGACGCCAGCAGACCCCACGCUUCGCCAAAGUUCGACAGCCAGCGGAGCGCGUCAUUUCCACCGAAGGCACGACCAAGAUAGUGCGAGAACAUAAACUCCGUCACUGUGCCGAGGAACGUGUACUCAAACUUGCGAACCGCUUCGUGCGCCCCCAUAUCGAUGACUUCCUGCGCGAGGAAUACGCGCGAUCCCGGCGCAAACCCGUACGCAGUGUUGAGGUUGUUGAGCCGUCCGAAGAUCACCGCCAGAUCGGCGGGCCACAUGUGUUUGGCCGCAUCCACGCGGAAUCCGGCCACACCGAGCUCGAUCAGAUGGUUCAGGAAGUCAACGACACGGUCACGCACCCACGGCACCGCCUGGUUCAGAUCGUGCAGUCCCACCAGCUCGCAGUUCCGGAUCUGCUCCGCAUUGCCCCAAUCGUUGAUGGCACACGGUGGGUUAAAGUCGGGCCAUCCGAACGGUACCGCCGGGAACUGACGGUCCGAGGGAAUGGCCGUGGAACUUCCCGUACCAAUAGCCGGCUCGACGGGUUGCGUCGCUCCCAUGUGGUUGAUGAUGAUGUCCACGUACAGACGCACGCCGGCCGCAUUGCAGCGCCGCGACAUGUCCGCAAACUCAGCCUCCGAGCCCGAUCGCGUGUCCAGCUUGAAGGAAAUGGGCUGAUAACGUUCCCACCACGGGCGGGAUCCAUCGGCCAGUCGAAUGACGAUGUUCUCGUUCACUGGAGACAGCUGCACACCGCCGUACCCUUUGGGCCCCAGGAAGCGCUCACACUCGUCCGCAAUGUCGCUCCAUUUCCACUCGAACAAAUGCACGAUCGUGCUGUGGCCGCGGACAAAGUGGGGAUCGUGCUGGGCGGCUACCGGGCGACCGGUUAGGGCUAGCAGCAGGAUCGGUGCUAGGCGCACUAAAAGCUUCAUUUUGCUAAGGGAAGGACACCAAUUUAACGACAACCCGACAGUGGGGCACUGGACCAAUAGGUGCGGAUUGCAUUCAUUUUAUAGCUUCUGGGCGACCAAAUCAGUUGAUGGGAAAGCAAUGUUUGGGUGGGCGAUUGUUUUAUCGUUCAACGUUACAUGAUACGACGGGGGGUGCUGAUAGCGUGCUGUUGUUCGGUCGAGAGGUGUGAGCUUGUUCGACAAGCAAACCAGUUCCAGUAGAGAUUAGUUAUCUCCCAUUUUGCGUGUGUUAUGCUCAGUAUGAAUGGAGUUUAAAAAGAACAAAAAGCAAAAUAACAAAUAGCUGCAGUAUUGUGUUAUUGCAAAGCAUGUA